AUGGCGCUGCGAGCGGCGGUGUUCGACCUGGACGGGGUCCUGGCACUGCCAUCGAUCACCACCUCCUGGGCCCGCGCCGAGGAGAAGCUGGCGCUGCCCAGAGGUUUUCUGAAUGAAGCUUUCAAGAAAGGAGGCCAGGAUGGCUCCGUUGCUCGCGUGAUGACGGGAGAGAUCACGUUUUCGCAGUGGGUGCCCUUCAUGGAAGAAGACUGCAGGAAGUGUGCUGAGGACUCGGGAAUACGCCUGCCUGAGAAUUUCUCCGUAAAGCACAUCUUUGACAAGGCGCUUUCAGCGAAAAAGAUCAACUACCCCAUGCUGCAGGCUGCUCUCACUCUCAAAAAGAAGGGAUUUUCAACCUGCAUCCUCACCAACAACUGGCUGGAUGACAGCGCCCAGAGAGGCAGCCGGGCCCAGUUGAUGUGUGAGCUCAGACCACACUUCGACUUCCUGAUUGAGUCAUGCAGGGUCGGAAUGGCCAAGCCUGACCCUCAGAUCUACAAGCUCAUGCUGGACACCUUGAAGGCCGAACCCAACGAGGUUGUUUUCCUGGAUGAUGUCGGGACUCAUCUGAAGCCAGUCCGUGACCUGGGCAUGGCCACCAUUCUCGUCCGCGACACUGACACGGCCCUGAGGGAGCUGGAGAAAGUGACUGGAGUGCAGCUUCUCCAAACUCCAGCCCUUCCUCCCACCUCCUGCGAUCCGAGCGCCCUGAGCCACGGGUACGUGCUCAUCAAGCCUGGGGUACGUCUGCAUUUUGUGGAGAUGGGCUCCGGCCCUGCUGUGUGCCUCUGCCAUGGAUUUCCUGAGAGCUGGUUCUCUUGGAGGUACCAGAUCCCUGCCCUGGCCCAGGCGGGCUUCCGGGUGCUGGCUGUGGACAUGAAAGGCUAUGGAGAGUCGUCUGCUCCUCCCGAAAUAGAAGAAUAUUCCUUGGAAGUGUUAUGCAAGGACAUGGUGACCUUCCUGAAUAAGUUGGGCCUCUCUCAAGCCGUGUUCAUUGGCCACGACUGGGGAGGCGUGCUGGUGUGGAACAUGGCUCUCUUCUACCCUGAGAGAGUGAGGGCGGUGGCCAGUCUGAAUACUCCCUUCAUGCCAUCAAAUCCCAAUGUGUCCCCAAUGGAGAUCAUCAAAGCCAAUCCUGUCUUUGAUUACCAGCUCUACUUCCAAGAGCCGGGAGUGGCGGAGGCUGAACUGGAACAGAACCUGGAUCGGACUUUCAAAAACUUCUUCAGAGCACAUGAUGAGACUUUUCUCACCACGAACAGAGUCCGUGAAUUGGGAGGACUUUUUGUGGGGACCCCAGAGGAGCCCAGCCUCAGCAGGCUAGUCACCGAGGAGGACAUCCAGUUCUAUGUGCAGCAGUUCAAGAAGUCUGGGUUCAGGGGGCCUCUAAACUGGUACCGGAACAUGGAAAGGAACUGGCAGUGGGGCUGCAAAGGCUCAGGAAGGAAGAUCCUGAUUCCAGCCCUGAUGGUCACUGCUGAGAAUGACCUGGUGCUUCAUCCCAAGAUGUCCAAGCAUAUGGAGAAUUGGAUCCCCAACCUGAAAAGGGGACACAUUAAGGAUUGCGGACACUGGACACAAAUAGACAAGCCCGCUGAGCUGAAUCGGAUCCUCAUUGAGUGGCUGGAGACUGAUGCCAGGAACCCACUGGUGGAUUCAAAGCUUUAG
Messenger RNA from Sus scrofa (pig), 1668 nucleotides. It is a transcript of the gene EPHX2, whose product is annotated as epoxide hydrolase 2. The record is from RefSeq and is marked provisional. Gene Ontology annotation, molecular function: catalytic activity. NCBI's taxonomy places the organism in Eukaryota, Metazoa, Chordata, Mammalia, Artiodactyla, Suidae.